GUAAGCAUAAAGACAUUUGGGGUAAAAGACAAUUGAUUAAAGAAGUAAUUAAAGGUUUCGGCAAUGAAGAGUUGGAAGAAGUCAAACAAUUAGUCUUAAGUAUUAAACAAAAAAAACAAAGCAAGAACAACGCUGAACUGCUAUGGGUUGGAUGUGGUUAA
Funneliformis geosporum is the source of this 161-nucleotide messenger RNA. The record is from the annotation of a GenBank genome assembly. NCBI's taxonomy places the organism in Eukaryota, Fungi, Glomeromycota, Glomeromycetes, Glomerales, Glomeraceae.